AAUUUUGUCUCUUUUUCCUUUUCCUUUAUUCUUCAUUUGUGAUUUCUGAACUCUAUCUUCAUUUGCAGUUAUAUUCAGGACCAAAUCCCUGCCAAGAUGAAAGGAAUACAAGUCGCCCAAUAUGUCAAGAAGCUUGACGACCUCAAGGUGACCGAACUCCAGGACCCGGUCCCAGGGCCAGACCAGUACCUCAUCUCGGUCCACGCGGCAGCCACCAACUUCUUCGACAUCCUGCAGGUCCAGGGCAAGUACCAGCACCAGCCCCCCUUCCCCUGGGUGUCGGGCAUGGAGUUUGCAGGCAUCGUCUUGUCAACGCCCUCGGGGAACCCGAACCCCAAGUACCCCGUCGGCACGCGCGUGUUUGGCGCGAACCAGGGCGCCUACGCCACCAGGGUCUGCGCCGUCGAGGCCAGCCUGUUCCCACAGCCCAAGGGCUGGUCGUCUACCGACGCCGCGGGCUUGUUCGUCACGGCGCCCACGAGCUACGCCGCGCUGGUGGUCAGGGCGGGCGUCAAGGCGGGCGACUGGGUGCUGGUGCACGCCGCGGCUGGUGGUGUAGGCCUGGCGGCUGUGCAGGUCGCCAAGGCGUUCGGGGCGACGGUGAUCGCGACGGCCGGGACCAAGAGGAAGCUGGAGGUGGCCAAGCAAUUUGGGGCGGACCACGUCGUCGACUACCGCGACGAGAAGUGGCCGGAUGCGGUGAAGAAGCUCACCCCGGGGGGCAAGGGCGUGGACAUUGUGUAUGACCCCGUGGGCAUGGUAGACAAGAGCACCAAGUGCGUGGCCUGGAACGGGAGGAUACUGGUGGUGGGCUUUGCGGCCGGGUCGAUCGAGAAGCUGUCGCUGAACAAGGUGCUGCUGAAGAACAUCAGCAUCGUCGGCAUCCACUGGGGCAUGUAUGCCAAGAUGGAGACCAAGACCGAGAGGAGGGUCUGGCAGGAGAUCCUGGAGCUGGUCGAGGCGGGCAAGUUCAAGCCUACCGUCUUCACGGAGAAGGACUUUGUUGGGCUCGAGAGCAUUCCAGAUGCUCUCAAGGCGCUGGGGAGUAGGGAGACCUGGGGUAAGGUCGUCGUCAAGGUUCCUCAGGACGACCAGGCAAAAUUAUGA
This is a messenger RNA of Cryphonectria parasitica EP155, 1107 nucleotides long. Its product is annotated as NAD(P)-binding protein. The transcript is spliced from 2 exons. The record is from RefSeq and is a predicted model, not a curated record. Gene Ontology annotation, molecular function: oxidoreductase activity; zinc ion binding. Lineage: Eukaryota; Fungi; Ascomycota; Sordariomycetes; Diaporthales; Cryphonectriaceae. Gene Ontology annotation, cellular component: mitochondrion. The coding region runs from base 97 to 1107 and encodes 336 amino acids.